UGCCUGUAUACUUUUCGAGGUCCUAUUUCUUCACUGAGAAGGCGCUAAUCCGCGACGAUAGCACUCCCUUCUUUUCAUGAAGGUAUCACCGGUGGUCUUGAUUUGCUAGAAAGGAUCCAGUAUAUCAUUGUAUACAUAGAUUCGAGCCCCGAGUUCCUCGAGGGUGUUUAUACCAGCGUCAUGGCGAGACCUUUGAAUUGAGGUUCUUUAGGCCAAGUGAGCACAGAGAUAUCACGAGUGAUGUACGAAGCAGCAGCUGAAGAGUGGAAAAACGUUACUUCGAGCAACGUGGUUUACGCUCUUUGUCCUCGUCCUCUUUACUGCCCACGCUUCAAGCAGUGGUAUGUACUCUCCCUCCCGGAACUCGCCGACACCCCCCGGGCCUGCACGGCACAGAAUACUUCCUAGUGAUACGAGAAACGCGAGUCACUUAUGGUUCCGGAACCAGAUAGUCGGGCUUGAGUGGAUGAUUCGGGAAUCAAAGCUUGACUUUGACCUAGCACAGCCUUUCGAAGAUAAUAGUUCGGAGCAUGCCUUUCCCUGGCCAAUACAGAGAAUCUUCUAACACUAAUUCUCAUACGACUUCUUCGUCGUCGUGUCCUGUAUCGCGGUAGUAAUCGUCAUCGU
Guyanagaster necrorhizus is the source of this 627-nucleotide messenger RNA. RefSeq lists its product as uncharacterized. NCBI's taxonomy places the organism in Eukaryota, Fungi, Basidiomycota, Agaricomycetes, Agaricales, Physalacriaceae. The coding region runs from base 241 to 408 and encodes 55 amino acids. The transcript has 4 exons. The record is from RefSeq and is a predicted model, not a curated record.